AUGUCUUGCAUCUUUGGAGAUGGCUUAUUACCCAAGCCUGCCAUUGCACAGCGCAGGGCGCCCGCUCCUCCUGAUGCCUCCGGUUCCGAACCCUCGACCGAGGGCAAAGCAGCUCGUGUGCGUGCUGCACCUGCCAGCUUGUUUGAGAGAUCUUUUCAUACGAGAGCAGAUGUGCCAGUUGAGGACGAGGAAGAGCAUUUGUGGGUUUUAGCUAUCAAUAAGUGGUGCUGCAUCUUCACCCUUGCCAAUGAGGAUCCCGGUUCAGUCGGUGUGCAGGCUGCGCAGUGUUUGGUUGCAGAAGGUGAAAAGGCCAGGGACGAGUUGCUCAGGGACGUCUUCGGCCUGCGUUCGCCCCGUACGGCGAUCAAACGCGCCAAUGCUCUGUUGCGAUGUCUCAGGUGGCAUCAAAAGGAGAGAAGUGUUACAUGGCCGUGGGACAGAGAGUCUGUUACUGCCUUCGUGAAGUCACUUGGAGAAUCUUCAAGCGCGGUGAGCAGUCUCUUUGAGGCCAUCAAUUUCGCUCACCAUGUGAUGGAUGUGCCAUUCUGCGAUGAUCUGCUUAACGACCGACGGCUGCAGGGCAGGGCCCGGAGACUUGCGGGUGAAAAACCCGAGGUGAAACAACAGGAGCCCCUGAAAGUUGAGCUUGUGGCGAGGCUUGAAAAGGCUGUGGCUGGCGAGGCUCUUUGUGAUGUUGAUACAUAUGUUCUUGGGGGCGAGCUGUUCGCUCUUUACAGCAGAUCGAGAUGGUCGGACCUGAAGAAAGUUAAUUCGAUCUGGAUCGACUUCGAUGAUGCUGAUUGUACCUCAGGUUUCGUCGAAGCGAGGACAUGCGAGCAUAAGACCAGCAACACAGUGCGGACCAAGCGUCGAGCCAUGCCGCUUGUUGCACCCUUCCCAGGUGUGACCGAUGCCAAUUGGGUCAAGGCUUGGUGGCAGGCGGGUCAGAGGCUUGGGGUUGAUUGGUCGGUAGUGCCUUUUGGGCCCCUCGUGCGUGCCCCGGACAGCUCCGGCAAGCUGUGUAAGAGGAGGUGCACCUCCAGUGAAGCAGGCUCGAUGCUUUGCAAUGCCCUAGGCUUGGAAGGCGAGAGCCGUCGCACGUCUCAUGUGCUCAAAGGGACAACCUUGGCCUGGACAGGGAGACGGGGCUUUGGAGAGCGCGAAGGCCUUUUGCUAGGUCAUCACGCGACAGGUUCCAGUUCACUUGCUUGUUACAGCCGAGAGUUGCUGAGCGCACCGCUGAGGGCUUACCGUAGAAUGUUAUGGGAGAUACGCACAAACAUUUUCAAGCCCGAUGCAACCCGUUCGGGGUGGCUUGCCUCACAUGCUGACGAGAAUCUGCGUGCCUUUCGGGAUUCCUUCCUCGAUGACCCCAAGGAUGCAUGCCCCUUCGAAGCUCCGACCGUGCAAGCUGAGGGUCCUGCAGCUAGCGGGACGGGACAAGGAGAUGAUCUCGAUGAACACGGCGAGUUGGAGCACUACCGCUCACUCAACCGUGCCCCUGACUCAUCGGCAUUUGAGCAUGAUCCAGACUUCAGUUCUUGGGAUCGGGUUGAUAACGGUUCAGCAAGCCCACCUUCAGAACAUUCGCCGACGCCCGGGGAUUGUGCACCGUCUCCGAUUGUGCAUGCAAGUAGUGUGCCUGCGACACCUAUGCAGGAGGCUGCCUUGGCGCAGACGAGCUCAUCCUCCUCUUCGAGCUCUAGCUCUUCAGGUGACAGUGAAGAUGAGGAGCAGUUGGUUUCGAGUUGCGGAGUCAACCAGGACUAUGAGAUCAACGAACCUUGUUGGCAACACGUCAAAUCCAGGAUGUUGCAUCGAGCCCAGGGCGACCAGUCAGCAUGUAGGACCCGUUGUGGUCGACGGACGACCACGGUGUACAGGUGGCUUGAGGGUGCUUACUUUAAGUGGACUAGGUGCGCAGUGUGCUGGAAGGGAGAACUGCUGGACUCCCAAGGGGCUUUGGCCAACAAGCUCAAUGAGCUUAUGGAUCGUAGCUAG
Molecule: messenger RNA, 2001 nt
Organism: Symbiodinium sp. CCMP2592
Lineage: Eukaryota; Dinophyceae; Suessiales; Symbiodiniaceae
Source: the annotation of a GenBank genome assembly